AUCCUGUUUAUAUCCACAAAUAACAUUCCCACACUCUAGCCUCUCCCUGCUCUCUCUCUCCUGCUCUCUGGAGCUAUGCAUCGACAAUCACUAGGCUCGCCAGGAUCAAAUCAUCUCAAGUCUAAUGGAGUCAUCGCCGGACGAAGAGAAAGCCUCUCCGCAGCCGCUGUUCCGGCGGCGGAGUCAUCUCCCUCCACCUUCGACGCAGACGAAGGGCGCAAGUCGCUGAAGCGCCUCAGCAAGGCCGAGAGAUUCGUGCACCUCAUCCCCCUCCUCACCGUCCUCUGCUUCUUCAUCCUUUACAUCUCGUCUCACCGUCCAACUGAGAAUGAUUUAGCUCAGUUCAAAGGCUUCAAGCCGUUCCUGAAGCCUAUCGAAUCGGGAGACAUUCCUGCCGAUCUCCGGGGAGUUAUGAACAUGGAGAAGGGCGACAACGUCCUGGCGGUUCGGAACUUGAGGGAUCUCCGGGAGAUUGGCCGGAAGAGUUCGAAAAAUAUAUUACACCGGAAAAUCGCCGGUUUCUAGGCCUAUAAAUAUCAGCAUCCCCGUAUUUACAAUCUUCCGGUGUCUAUUUGUCUCAGGCCGGCUGGCAGAGAAACCCCGUGCGUCCGCUUGCCACCGACACAACGUUUAGUUUUACGCUCUUUACCAUACUUGUGACUCUUUUUUUAACCGCACAUUCUUUUUAGGGCUUUUUUUUUUGUAAAUGUGACGUUUUAAUUGAUAUUUUUAAUACAAAUCAUCAUAAAUAAAACUAAAAUAU
Cuscuta campestris is the source of this 763-nucleotide messenger RNA. The record is from the annotation of a GenBank genome assembly. Lineage: Eukaryota; Viridiplantae; Streptophyta; Magnoliopsida; Solanales; Convolvulaceae.